GAAAACCAAGGAAAAGAGCACCUAGCAAACAAAACAUAAACAUAACGAAGACGGAAGAAAACAAAAACAGAGCAAGCGCAGUGACAGAUAGAGAAGUAGAAGAGAAAGAAUAGAGCGGUGACGGAAAAAAAGAAGAAGAUGAGAGAAUAACGAGAGAAGGAAGAGGAGCAGAGGAAGAAUAAGAAGAAGGGAUCUGCAACAUCUUCUCCGACGCCGCCCUGUACCUCGCCCUCGCCGUCCAUCUUCUCUUUUGUCGUCAGCGCAGGCCAUCCACCGCCGCGCGACUUCCGCGUUCCGCCUCCGUUGUUCAGGCAAAGAGCAGCUCCCACAGUACGAAAGAAAAUCAUUCCUGAGUUUGUCGAGGAAACACCUAAACAUAUGUCCUAUUUAGGAAAUUGAAUUAGUCAGGUUAUCUAGAAAGCUACAACAAGGAUGCUUACCCUCCUCCAGGCUGCACACAUCCCCCAGCUUCCCUGUAUCAAUGGCUUCAAUGCCUCGCUUCACCAUAGCAGACACAGCAAACUAAUACCUUCGGUUGCUUGGAAGCAUGAUGAUAUAAAAUUGACUACACAAAUUCAUACUCGUGCAUCAUGGCCUUCUUCCUGCUCUAAAUUGAAGCUUGGUAGAAUAUCUGUAGAUUAUGAUAAUAUGUUCAAAUUCAAUAGAUUGCCAAAAUGCAUUCCCUUCAGAUCUGAACUUAGUGGUACUGACUCUACAAGUGCUGUCCCUCCACUUUCAGAUAUGCACCUGGUUUCAAAACUUCGAGGAAUUUGCUUUUAUGCUGCUACCUCUUUAUCUGCCAUUUUUUUGUUUGUGGCAAUGGUUGCUGCACACCCUUUUGUUCUCUUAUUUGAUCGGUACCGUCGAAAAGCUCAUCACCUUGUUGCUAUGGUCUGGGCAAAAUUGACAGUCUCCCCAUUUUACAAGAUUGAGAUUAACGGAUUGGAAAAUUUGCCACCCAAUUAUGCACCUGCUGUGUUUGUGUCCAACCACCAGAGCUUUUUGGACAUUUACACUCUCCUUACUCUUGGGAGAAGCUUCAAAUUUAUUAGCAAGACUGCUAUUUUCUUAUUUCCCAUCAUUGGCUGGGCCAUGUAUCUGAUGGGAACUAUUCCUUUGAGGCGUAUGGACACUAGAAGCCAAAUGGACUGUCUUAAGAGAUGCAUGGAUCUUAUCAACAAGGGAGCGUCUGUUUUUUUCUUCCCAGAGGGUACUAGGAGUAAAGAUGGAAAGCUAGGUGUAUUCAAGAAAGGGGCAUUCAGUAUUGCUGCAAAAAGUGGAGUCCCUGUUGUUCCAAUUACCCUUAUCGGAACCGGAGAAAUAAUGCCAGCAGGAAUGGAAGGCAUGGUAAAUUACGGGACAGUUAAAGUUGUCAUUCAUCAGCCUAUUGAGGGAAGUGAUCCAGAAGUGUUAUGUAGGGAGGCAAGGAAUGUGAUAGAAAAUCAACUUGCACUCCACUGAUGAGAGAGAUAUACAUUGUUCUUUUGUUUCAUUUUAUUAUCCAAAGGGGGUUUUGUCUGGGCUUAAAACUUUACUUCUGCACUUCUUCAAAGUGUAGAAUGCUACCGGUUACUACUUCAAAGAACGACCUCCACAUACUCUGCGCCAAUGCACGUAAUGCCUGCACGCCGGGCAUGGUAGCCCUGACCAUUGGAUGGAGCUGCUCACACUGAUUUAGGCGUGGAUAUGGUCCCUUCCUGGGCCAGAUUUUCACGUAAAAAACAGGGGAUCGAACAGGAAUCAGAAUUGACUGGUUGAAUCAUGAUUUGGAGGAACAAGACAGGCAUAAAGCCGAGUCAGGAUCCCCCAUUCCGGUUAUAGAAAGUUGAAAAUAAUUGGCAGGUCUGGUCUCAUUCUUGCUUGAAAUCGGGACCUGCGUCCUCCCUUGUAUGAGUAGGACCAGGUAGUUCAAAUCCAAUGGUUGAAAUCGGGACCUACAUGGGUAGUACCAAUGUAGCCCGAUUUCAGAUCUCGUCUAACUUCUAAGAGGAUAUGAUACUAUACCCUAGAGAUUUAUAAACUUAUAGCGAGGAGAACAAUAUGCUUGGAAUAACGAUUAUUUUCGAAUUCCACAGUUUGUCUGAAAGAAUCGACUGGAAUAAGGAAUUAAGUUGUUAGAUAUCUGUGACUCUGUGAGACUCCCGC
Cuscuta europaea is the source of this 2145-nucleotide messenger RNA. NCBI's taxonomy places the organism in Eukaryota, Viridiplantae, Streptophyta, Magnoliopsida, Solanales, Convolvulaceae. The record is from the annotation of a GenBank genome assembly.